Cololabis saira (Pacific saury) is the source of this 732-nucleotide messenger RNA. RefSeq lists its product as uncharacterized. The transcript has 5 exons. The coding region runs from base 1 to 732 and encodes 243 amino acids. The record is from RefSeq and is a predicted model, not a curated record. NCBI's taxonomy places the organism in Eukaryota, Metazoa, Chordata, Actinopteri, Beloniformes, Belonidae.
AUGAUUCUGGGGGGCCCCAUGGUCUCUCUUGCCCGGGGGAAGUCUAGAAACACCCCUGCACGUUCCUACAGGAUCCAGACGGAGAGUGGAUUGUCUUUGAGGAGGAACCGUACAGAUCUUCAACUACAGCCGACUGGAGAGAACACAACAGCUCAGGAGACGGUUCAGGAGGACAUGGCUGAAUCAACAGAACCAGCUGACAGCGGGCCUGACCACGCUGACAGUGAGAUCUCACUGGACCACGAGAGUCCUGAUUUUGUGCCCUCUAUUUUUUCAUACACUAAACAAAACCAAGACCCAGAUGCAAAGAUCAAAAGGUACCAAAGAAAAAAGAAAUGGAGUGAAAGACUUCUGUUUGCUCCACCAAACCAACCUGCUCCUGCUCCUGGAACUCCAGAGGAAUCACCAGCAUGGAUCACAGUCCUAGUAACUCCAGAGGAAGUCACCAGCAUGGAUCACAGUCCUAAGGACAUCCCAGUCACGAGGACAGAAUACAAUGAGCUGAACCUGAGGUACACUGAGCUGAAGAGUGACCACGUCAACCUGCAGGAAAAGUAUCAACAGCUGCGAGAUGAAAAUGAGAGACUUAAAGAGGAGCUGAAGAAGUCUACAUUUUCAUACUCAAAUAUUAAGUGGAACAUGCUUUCACCAAAGGCAAACGGCAACUUUCUGCACAGGUCGACACAUCAAGACAACUGUCACGUGUCAGGAUACAUGUCGAACGUGUUAUAG